This is a messenger RNA of Salvelinus namaycush (lake trout), 535 nucleotides long. Its product is annotated as 60S acidic ribosomal protein P2-like. Gene Ontology annotation, molecular function: structural constituent of ribosome. The transcript is spliced from 5 exons. Gene Ontology annotation, cellular component: cytosolic large ribosomal subunit; ribosome. Bases 134 to 475 code for a protein of 113 amino acids. The record is from RefSeq and is a predicted model, not a curated record. Gene Ontology annotation, biological process: cytoplasmic translational elongation. Lineage: Eukaryota; Metazoa; Chordata; Actinopteri; Salmoniformes; Salmonidae.
UUUUUUGGACUAGGCUUGAUGAUGGACCAAUAAUAUCUGGGCACCGCAAAUUCCUCUAUCUUCCGGUGACGACCCUCUUUCUCUUCCGGAAGAUUCAGCGUGACCGACGUUUCGUGUCUGUAUAGACUUAAAAAUGCGUUACGUGUCCGCUUACCUACUGGCUGUGCUCGGUGGCAACACCAGCCCCUCCUCCAAGGAUAUCAAGACCAUUUUGGGGAGUGUAGGAAUCGAGGCCGAAGAUGUGCGCCUAGACAAGGUUGUCAAUGAAUUGAAUGGAAAAGACAUCAAUGAAGUCAUGAACUCUGGUCUCUCUAAAUUGGCCUCCGUGCCAGCAGGUGGUGCUGUGGCGGCUCCUGCUGCUGCUGGGUCUGCUGCAGCUGGAGUUUCUCCUACUGCUGCGGAAGAGAAAAAGGAGGAGAAAGAGGAAUCUGAAGAGGGAUCUGAUGAUGACAUGGGAUUUGGACUCUUUGAUUAAUCUUCCUUCCGUUAGAGGUUGAAAACCAAUAAUAAAAUGGAAAUGGUUAGAAGAAAGCCA